Messenger RNA from Panicum virgatum (switchgrass), 3934 nucleotides. Its product is annotated as pectinesterase 31-like. Gene Ontology annotation, molecular function: RNA binding; protein binding; pectinesterase activity. Lineage: Eukaryota; Viridiplantae; Streptophyta; Magnoliopsida; Poales; Poaceae. Bases 165 to 1679 code for a protein of 504 amino acids. The record is from RefSeq and is a predicted model, not a curated record. Gene Ontology annotation, biological process: RNA modification; cell wall modification. The transcript is spliced from 4 exons.
GCAAGAUUCUAUCGGACCAAUGAUUCGACAACCUCCUCGCUACAGGCGAUUGCGGCGGCGGCGGCUCGCGCCGCCCACAUUCCCGCCGGAGACGUUCUACUUGGCAGGGCCACGCCCUUCUCGAUCCCUGCCGCGCUUCUCCCACCUGGCAGCCUGCUUCCGUGAUGGCAUCGGUCUCGCGGGCGGAUUUGCUUGUCUGCUCCGGCCGGUGCUCCACGGAGCGUGACCUCCGGCUCCUCCAUGCCGCUUUCAUCCGUCGUCGCCACAUCCUCCCUACGGCCGAUGCCGUCACGGUGCUCGCCAAGCUCCUCCGCUUCGCCGCGGUCUCCCCGGCUGGUGACCUCCGCCACGCCUCCUCGCUCCUUUCCCUUCAUCUCCAGUUCAUCUCCGCCGCCGCUUCCCACCUCGCCUUUUUCUACAACACCCUCAUACGCGGCUUCGCAACCUCCUCCUCGCCCGGCUCUGGCAUCGAGCUCUUCACCGCAAUGCGCCGCACGGGCACCGGGCCCGAUGCCUUCACCUUCACCUUUGUCCUCAAGUCUUUCUCGCGCUGCCAUUCACCGGGACGGUUACCCUCUGACCUACACGCCCAGGCGUUCAAGCAUGGUUGCCUUGGUGCGCGCAGUUCGCACGCUCACGUCCACAAUGCUUUGCUGCAUGCGUACGCGUCUCGUGCCGCCGUGGACGACGCCCGCAGGGUGUUUGAUGAAAUUCCAGUCCGGGAUGUUGUCUCUUUCUCGGGGCUACUCACAGCGCACCUCAAAGGCAACCGUUUGGAUUCCGCACGAACAGUGUUCGACCAAAUGCCGCACCGGGACGUCGUUUCCUGGACUGCCAUGAUUUCUGCCUAUGCCAAGGCACAGCGUCCACAGGAGGCCCUGGCGUUGUUUGAUGCAAUGCCAGUGCAGCCAGACGAGGUGACCAUGGUGAGUGUUGUGUCGGCAUGCACUGCGCUUGGGGACCUUGCAACUGGGGAGCGUUUGCGGCAGUAUGUUGAUUCCAAUGGUUUUGGUUGGAUGGUUUCACUUCGCAAUGCACUUAUGGAUAUGUAUGCUAAGUGUGGUUGCCUAACUGAAGCGCGUGCUUUGUUUGACGGAAUGACCGUGAGGAGCUUGGCAUCUUGGAACACACUUAUCUCAGCAUAUGCAUCACAUGGUGAUGUGGAUAGCACAGUUACUUUGUUUCAUCAGAUGCUGGCUGUUGACAAUUCUGUGAAGCCAGAUGGGGUGACACUGCUUGCAGUGCUCACGGUGUAUGCACACAAGGGCUUUGAGGAGGGGCGCACUAUGUUCAAUGCGAUGCAAAGAGGAAAUUAUGGCAAAGUUGAACUCACCAUUGAGCACUACGGGUGUAUGGUGGACUUGCUUGGUCGGGCAGGGCAACUUGAGGAAGCAUAUAAGAUGACAGAGCAAAUGCCGAUUCAGAGCAAUGAUGUGGUCUGGGGUGUGUUACUUGGUGCAUGCCGGAUGCAUGGCAAUAUUGACAUGGCAGAGAAGGCAGUCCAGAAACUAAGGAGCCUAAACCUGCAGGAGGGUGGUUAUUACAUUUUGCUCAUAGAUAUGUACACAGCUGCUGGCCGAACAGCAGAUGCCACGGAGGUUAGACGGGCCAUGAAAGAAACUGGAGCCAAGAAGACUACAGGCUGGAGCAGCUGGGCUACUGCCUUUCUACAACAGUAGUUUUCCGAGGCCUAUCUGGUCAGCCUUUGGAUCACAAGCUAAUCUCUCCUAGAGGGAUAUAACAAUUGAUUUUCACUUCAAACCAGACAAUGCCUAAGGGUUGGUUACGUGUCAAUAUUUCUCUGCCUUCCUAGUGACGUUUUAAUGACAGAUGUACAUCAGUUCCUCAGUGAUGGGUAUGCUGGAAUCAGGUGACAGGUACAGAGGCACAGUGCACCAUAGUCAAAUUCUGUUUUUAACUCUUUAUGAAUGCAUCUUACAGAUAGUCCAAGUCUAUAGGUAUCACUUGAAUUGUUUAUGUGAUAUCCAGCACAUCAGCAAGGAAAGUACAAAGCAACCAUGUAUGGAGCCUCAGUGGCACCGAAUCUUGAAGGAUCAGACUUCAUAAAAUACAGUUCUAUGGGCCAAAAAUAUUUCAACCAAAGACUUGGGGGAAAAUAAGGAGCAAUGGGGGAUAGGAGGGUUUUGUUGUGUCUGCCGAGUUAGCAGCCUUUGGUUGUGAUGGAAUUGGUUCGUUUGCAAGCCUGCAGGAUGCUGUGCCACUGAGCAACCAAGUGCGCACUAUCAUCAGGAUUGCCUCCGGUGUGCACCGGCAACUAGUGCACAUUCUCAAGACGAAGAGCUUUAUCACUUGUGCGGAUCGGAAAUAAAGGACACUGAUCUGUUGUGACAACAUGGCUACUCGCAUCAAGCAUACCCAGUCAACAGAAGUGAUUGGUACAGGAACAUUUAGCAGUGCAGCAGUUAUUGUGGAGGGGGAUGAUUUCAUUGCAGAAAAUGCCAUUUUUAAGAAUUCAGCUCCCCAGGUAUUAAUUAUCCUAGCAGACUUGUAUAUAUGGUACCUAUGGUGAAUCAGGUCAGUCAGUGAGUUUUGAUAUAAUGAUGUUAACUUCUGUGUUAUAAGUGUCUGGGCAAGCAGCUGCAGCCUGUGUCACCGCAGAUAGGUGUGCCUUCUACAAUUGCCAUUCCUGGGGUGGCAAGUACUUUUCUUUCCUUCCUGUCUGUGUACCUGCGUCAGCUUAUUAUUUUUGGCAUCCUUUUCUUUUUUGUGUUGGUUCUUUUGCAAUCUAGCACUAUGUAUUGUGCAUGUUUAUUGGAUGUUUCCUUCUUUGGCAAAAUGUUCUUACCUGAGUUUCCUGUUACAAGAAAUAGGAUCUUUUAGAUACGUUUUCUAUUUGCCUUGUAAUGUGGUUGUCUAAUAUGUCGUAAUGACAUAAAGGUACAUACAUGUUAAUUGUAUAAACAUUAGCUUUAGCGUGAGGCUUUGGUUAACCACAUUUGUUGGUUGACUUGUCAGCCAGUCACCUCUGGUGGUAGCUUAGUAGAAUGCUGGAAUUAUACUAUUGUAGUAUGCUUAUGCUACACAAGAACCUUUGGUGCCAAUUAGUAUGGAGAUUGGAGGCAUAAACAUAUUGGUCAUUAUUUAGUUUAUUGUUUUGUUACUUUCAGAUUUUCUAAUUUCCUAUGCAAAAUCAUUCAGGAAACCUUACAUUUGCAUGGUGGAAAGCAGUUCUUCAAAAACUGUUACAUUGAAGGUAAUUGUGACUUUAUCUUCGGGGAUUCUACUGCCCUUCUGGAGCAUUGCCAUACCCACUGCAAAUCAACAGGAUAUAUCACUGCUCAUGGCCGGAAGUCCUCUUCUGAAUCAACUGGCUUUGUAUUCUUCAAGUAAUGGCGAAGCUGUGUACAUGUACCUAGGUCGGCCUUGGGAUCCCUUCGGGAGGGUUGUUUUUGUGGAGACUUUUAUGGAUCAGGAUCACUGCAUAGAGCCUGUUGGGUGGCAUAACUGGGACAGACCUGAGAACGAGCAAACUGCUUGUUUUUGUGAGUACAGGUGCUCCAGUCCAGGAUCCAGCAUGUUGGAAUGGGUAGCUUGGUGCAAAAAAGUGGUCAGUGAUGAAGCUAUACCAUUCCUUUGUAAAAACUUCCGUCGAUCCAGAUGUGCAGAAUUCAUGGUUUCCCCACAAUCGGGAACAAAACUCCCAGUUUCAAUAGCUUCGCCGUAGGACAUAGUACCUAUUAUGUCCACUUUCAGGCUUCGGCAUCUUCACCUAGAUGAGCAAAUUGGGAGGAUGUAAUGAGGGCUGAGCCGUCAGUUCUGGAAUCAUGUCUAGCGCCGGAAGAAACUGUCCUUGCUGACAAUGCCUGACUUGCUUAGUGACUGCUGUGAAAUAUGAACUACAUGAUGUUGAAGGACUGAUGGAUCACACAAAUUACAGUAUCACAUGGAAUGGAAUGGAACAAACUUCCUUUCU